This is a messenger RNA of Oryza brachyantha (malo sina), 2575 nucleotides long. RefSeq names its product pentatricopeptide repeat-containing protein At4g02750-like. The record is from RefSeq and is a predicted model, not a curated record. Gene Ontology annotation, biological process: RNA modification. NCBI's taxonomy places the organism in Eukaryota, Viridiplantae, Streptophyta, Magnoliopsida, Poales, Poaceae. Gene Ontology annotation, molecular function: protein binding; RNA binding. The coding region runs from base 73 to 1764 and encodes 563 amino acids. The transcript is spliced from 2 exons.
UUACUCCCGGAAAGCUCCGUCGCGGUGGCGGAGACUCCAGGCUCCAGCGUCUGCCUCGCCAAAGCUCCCCCAAUGCAGCCACUGCGCCAUAAUGCCACCACCCUCGCCUCGCGCCUCAUCGUCCGCGACAACCAGCGCAUCACCGCGCUCGCCCGCGCCGGCGACGUGGCCGCCGCGCGCCGGGUGUUCGACGCCAUGCCCCGCCGCGACGCCGUCUCCUGGAACGCGCUCCUGACCGCGCUCUGGCGCGAGGGCCGCGACCUGCCCGCCGCGCGCCGCCUCUUCGACGACAUGCCCUCCCGCAACGUCAUCUCGUGGAACUCCAUCGUCGCCGGCUGCCUCGCGCACGGCGACCUCGGCGCCGCCUCCGCCUACUUCGCGCGCGCCCCGCGCCGCAACGUCGCCUCGUGGAACGCCAUGCUCGCCGGCCUCGUCCGGCUCGGCAGCAUGGAGGACGCGCGGGCGCUGUUCGAACAAAUGCCCGAGACGAACGUGGUGUCGUACACCACCAUGGUGGAUGGACUCGCGCGGUGCGGGGAUGUGGCUAGGGCGCGAGAGCUGUUUGACGCAAUGCCCGGGAGGAAUUUGGUGUCGUGGGCUGCGAUGAUAAGUGGGUAUGUUGAGAACAACAUGUUAGAAGAGGCAAGUAAGUUGUUUGAGGCAAUGCCGGAGAAAAAUGUUGUGGCAUGCACCGCGAUGAUCACAGGGUAUUGCAAGAUGGGUGAUUUGGAGAACGCCAGAAGGCUGUUUGACAGGAUUCGUUCCAAGGAUGUCAUCUCCUGGAACGCCAUUAUUUCUGGAUAUGUUCAUAAUGGACAUGGAGAAGAAGCAAUGAAACUGUACAUCAUAAUGCUGAGAGAAGGUGCAAAACCAGAUCAUGCAACACUCAUUGCACUGCUGACAGCAUGUUCUGCUCUUGCUUUGCUCAGACAAGGAAGAUCAACACAUGCUGUUGCCAUUAAAACUUUGUUAGAAUCAAGCAUAUCUAUUUGUAAUGCUUUGAUGACAAUGUAUAGCAAGUGUGGCAAUGUUGACGAGUCUGAGUUAGUUUUCAUGAGCCUGAAAAGCCAGGAUAUUGUUUCUUGGAACACAAUAAUUGCUGCAUAUGCACAACAUGGCAGAUAUCAGAAAGUUAUUUCUCUAUUUCAUGAGAUGGAACUGUGUGGACAGACUCCGAAUGAUAUUACCUUCAUCAGCAUGUUAUCAGCAUGUGGACAUGUUGGCAGAGUGGAUGAAAGCCUGAAACUAUUUGAUCUUAUGUCUUCCAAAUACUCAAUAUCCCCAAGAGCAGAACACUAUGCUUGUAUUGUGGAUAUAUUGAGCCGAGCAGGACAGUUGGAGAAAGCUUGUAGUUACAUCAAAGAAAUGCCUACUGACGCUGAGAAGAAUGUUUGGGGCACUCUACUUUGUGCUUCACAGACACAUGGUAAUGUGCAGUUGGGUGAACUUGCUGCUAAGAUGCUUGUCCUGUCAAACUCUGAAAGUUCAGGGGCUUAUGUGAUGCUUUCAAACAUAUACGCUGCUGCUGGCAUGUGGAAUGAAGUCAAUAGAGUAAGGGGCCAAAUGAAGGAAAAAGGUGUGAAGAAACAACCUGGACAUAGCUGGACGGAGAUUGCUGAUAAAGUUCAUAUGUUUGUUGGUGGUGAUGCAUCCCAUCCAGAGAUGGACAUGAUCUUAUCUGAGCUAAGAAAAAUUAGCUUUCAUAUGCAGAUGAUCACUGAUAAAACUCACAUGAUGGAAGAGCUAGCUCAAGAAUGUGGUUAAUGCUUUUCAUAUCAUCCAAGCUCUUGUUCCAUUUGAGUAAGCUCUGUUGUACUUAGAAUCUUCAGAGUGUGCUCAAGGAUCAGAUUUCUAGGGAUAGAUUAUUCAAAAGAGUUACACGGAUUCCCAGCAUGGAUUUAAAUCAGACGAAUACAGUGGAUGCUGCUGUGAUGACGAAAAUAUUUUGGAACUAGAAAUUAGAAGGAACAUAUUUUGGAAUUUGGAGGUAAAAGCUAUAUUUGUUUAUGUCAGUCUUGAAGUACUGUUCUUCCUAACAACAAACAACCAACCUUGAUCCUAACUUAGGCACUUUGCAGGCUUUGCAUCCAGCCAACUAAGACAAACUGAUGAUUAUCAGGUUGAUCGACCCAAAGGAAAGGGCUCGUGUUUCAUACAGAUCAAAGUUGGUGCUCCUCACAACCAUUCUGUAGUUCCCCACAAAUAUCUUGAUUGGAUGUGCUUGCUUUAUGCGAUAUUACUUUGGUCUAGUUAGACAGAGGAGGAAGAAGUUUGUUCUGGCUGUUUUGGUAUAUUCAUAUAAUGGACUUAGUUACGUUUUCAGAAAAAGAAAAAAAGAAAACCCAAUGCUCCAUGAAGGAUGAUGAUAUAGUGUCACAGAUAAAAUGAAGCAUGCAUGAACAACCAUCAUCGAGAACAAUAAAUCAUUAGGCACUUGCCUGUGUACCAUUUUACUUAGCGAACUUUACUGGACCAGUCUGUUAUUUGCAAUCCAGAUUUUAGUAGCUGUGUGCAAUUUUUUGAUAAAUUCCUCGUGUUUUGUUUCUAAUUCUGAAUAAUACGAGUUUAUUUUGAU